AUGGAGGGAAUUAGUGGUGACACGGAAUGCUCCAAGACGAGCCCUUCUGCGAAAAACGAUGACGAGGAUGAAAGUACUGAGAAUAAAAUUAUUUAUGAAUUUUACAAGACGAAAGAUGGAGUGCGAAGUUCAAGCAAUAGUACAGUUGAAGAAAGCGAUAACAUCAAGCUGACCGUGAGGCCUUAUGCUCGAUCCAAGACACCUCGACUCCGGUGGACACCCGAGCUUCAUUGGCGAUUUGUUCAUGCUGUAGAGAAACUUGGUGGACAAGAUAGAGCGACGCCAAAGAUGGUACUUCAAUUGAUGAAAAUCAAAGAGCUCAAUAUCGCUCAUAUCAAGAGCCAUUUACAGAUGUAUAGAAACAAGAAGAUUGAUGAGCCCACUGAUCAAGGGAUGGAAGAUCAAACACUUUUGACGGGUCGUGCAGAUCGGAAUAUCUACAAUCUAAGGCAGCUUCCCCUUCUUCCAAGUUUUAAUCAAAGAUAUGCAGAUGCUUCUUGGAAUGGCAAUGGAAAAUGGAUGCAACACUCUACAAUGGGGCAACAUGCACUUAACAAAACCCGACCCGGAUGUUAUAAUACAGACACGGAAAGGAUCUUGAACAGACAUUGUCAAGCAAGACAAAACCCUGUCGACGAACAGUUUCAAGAGCAAAUCAGUACCAAUAUUCGAAGAUUCCGUCAAAAUCAGGAGGUGACCUGUCCUUCCCUUUCUGCGGAGCUCUAUAAUCUUAAGAACGCUGGUUUUAAGAAUCUCGACAGCCCAACGAAUUUCCAAAAGCAGACAACUUUAAAGAGAAAACUGGGCACAGGUUCUGACCUGGAUUUGAAUUUAUCACUUGGGGGAGAAUCAAAGAAUGAUGAAAACAACUUAUCCCUGUCGUUGCACACUACAUCAUUCUCAAAGCUUAAGUACUUUAAAGAAGAUAAUAGUACUGAAAAAGCAAGAGGGGCAAGUACUCUGGAUCUGACUCUAUGA
Molecule: messenger RNA, 978 nt
Organism: Fraxinus pennsylvanica
Lineage: Eukaryota; Viridiplantae; Streptophyta; Magnoliopsida; Lamiales; Oleaceae
Source: the annotation of a GenBank genome assembly